GUAAACUAGCUUGUUCACGUUUUUUUUUAUCUGAAUUUGAUCUGUUAUGUGCAGUGAGAUAUACAUGAUAUAAACUAUUAUUAAAUAAAUAAAUUAACCGAUAUGUUUGGUCGUGUUUUCAAUAUUCAGGUUUAAGGUCAGUUACCCCCCACCACCCCUCUCUCUCUCUAUUCUGUCUACGUCUCUCUCCCGCUGCCGAUCAGCGCCUGCUGCUGCUGUCUCUUUACGUUCCUCCUGAUCUCAGUAAACGGUGAAACUCCACAGAGUAACUAGCCUGCAGCCUCAGCCAGACAAACUCGGGUAUAUUCCAACUUAAGCGCCAGUUGUGAGUGUGUCUGAGCGAUUACUGCUUUCUUAGCACACCAAAUUAGUCCACAGUGAGUCAAACGGCAGCGGUCGGAACUUGAAAUAUGACGAUAAGCAAAAUGGGAGGAAAGUCGUUGCUAGCUUGCUGAAGUUGGAGGUUCUCCUUGUGGAAGAGGUGGCGGCGGACACCACGAGUUCACUCUCACAAUAAAAGGAGUGAGCCCAGCCUUCCAACAUACCUCCUCCUUUUCAUUGGGCUAAGAUGAGUAUUACCAGUGACGAAGUGAACUUCUUGGUCUACAGAUACCUCCAAGAAUCAGGUUUCUCCCACUCAGCAUUCACCUUUGGCAUCGAGAGCCACAUCAGCCAGUCUAACAUCAAUGGAACACUAGUGCCCCCUGCAGCUCUCAUCUCCAUCCUGCAGAAAGGGCUUCAGUAUGUGGAGGCAGAAAUCAGCAUCAAUGAGGAUGGUACAGUCUUCGAUGGUCGGCCAAUCGAGUCACUGUCGCUCAUUGACGCAGUGAUGCCAGAUGUGGUGCAGACGCGGCAGCAGGCCUUUCGCGACAAGUUGGCCCAGCAGCAGGCAGCCGGUGCCAUGGCAGCUUCAACCUCUGGAAACCAGUCCAACGCACCAAAGAAUGGAGAAGCCACUGUCAAUGGGGAGGAAAAUGGCACUCACAACAUGAAUAACCACAGUGAGCCCAUGGAGAUGGAUGUAGAUGUGGAGAUACCAGCCAGUAAAGCCACAGUGCUCCGAGGCCAUGAGUCUGAAGUGUUCAUCUGUGCCUGGAACCCUGUCAGCGAUCUGCUGGCCUCGGGCUCGGGGGAUUCCACCGCCAGGAUCUGGAACCUGAACGAGAAUAAUAACUCCAACUCCACCCAGCUGGUGCUGCGCCACUGUAUCCGAGAAGGCGGCCAGGAUGUCCCCAGCAACAAAGACGUCACCUCACUAGACUGGAAUAGCGAUGGGACUCUUCUGGCAACGGGCUCGUAUGAUGGGUUUGCCAGGAUAUGGACAAAGGAUGGAAAUCUGGCAAGCACCUUGGGACAGCACAAAGGGCCCAUAUUUGCACUCAAGUGGAACAAGAAGGGGAACUCUAUUCUCAGUGCUGGUGUAGAUAAGACGACAAUCAUUUGGGACGCACACACAGGAGAAGCCAAGCAGCAGUUCCCCUUUCACUCAGCCCCAGCACUGGAUGUCGACUGGCAGAACAACACCACCUUUGCCUCCUGCAGCACAGACAUGUGCAUCCACGUAUGUCGCCUUGGCAGCGACCGGCCCCUCAAGACCUUCCAGGGCCACACGAAUGAAGUUAACGCCAUUAAGUGGGAUCCAUCAGGUAUGCUGCUUGCCUCCUGCUCAGAUGACAUGACCUUAAAAAUAUGGAGUAUGAAGCAGGAGUCCUGUGUCCACGACCUCCAGGCUCACAGUAAAGAGAUCUACACUAUCAAAUGGAGCCCCACGGGUCCCGGAACCGGCAACCCCAACUCCAACAUCAUGCUCGCCAGCGCCUCUUUCGACUCCACAGUACGCCUGUGGGAUGUUGAGCGAGGGGUUUGUAUUCACACGCUGACCAAGCACCAGGAACCCGUCUACAGCGUGGCGUUCAGCCCCGACGGCAAGCACCUGGCCAGCGGCUCCUUCGAUAAGUGUGUCCACAUAUGGAACACCAUGACCGGAGCAUUGGUGCACAGCUACAGGGGUACUGGUGGUAUUUUCGAGGUGUGCUGGAACAGCACUGGGGACAAAGUUGGUGCGAGCGCUUCAGACGGAUCGGUAUGUGUUCUUGAUCUCCGAAAAUAGCUGACUUGAGACUUUGACGAGGAGUCCUGGAAUGUGCAGCAAAUUGCCUUCUUCUGACAGCAGCAAACACACACUCAUUGCGCGAGAAGAGCUGUAAGGUGGAGCGAAACAAAACCCCUCACAGGAGCCAACGCCAACUGACUUCAGUGCACCUUACUGUUUGUUGACGGGUUUUUUAUAAUACGCCUAUUGGAAACAUAAUGGAAGCCAUUUAAGAGAUCCCCAAGAAUGGACUGAAUCCAACUCCCUGGGUGCAUCCGUGUUGUAAAAGGUUUCUAAUGAGAAAGUGCCGGGCCCCCCCCCCCACCCCCACCCCCGGGCCACUGGUCCAGCUGUUAUUGGGUUGUAAGGGUGGAAACACAAAGAUGAGUUUUAUAUAAAGAGAAACGUGUUAACGAGACACGUGUUUGGCUGUGAAGGGCAACAAAUUAUGAAAGAGAGGUUGUAGGUUUUUUUUUUUUUUUUUUUAAGAAUUCCUCUGAGCAAAUGUUACGUCAUGUCCAAAUGAACUAACUGGGGACGUGAUAAAAGUAACAUCAAUACUGAAGCACUGGUAUUGUCUGUUGACAGGGUGCUUAGCUUCUUCCCAGUGGAGAAUAGUUUGUUUCAAGAGUACUUCUUGCUUCUUUUCUUCUUUUUUUUUUUUUCUUCCACAGAUGGACUUUUGAAAGUCAAAAUUGAAUGUGCCGCUACAAGGCAGUUCUUAGCUCACGUUUAACAUCAGGUCAACAAAAGGAAAACCUGCCAAGCAACAGUCCUAACCUCCUAAAAUGACCUACCCAAUUCACUCGAGGUUAGAUAAUGUCAUUUUACGGUCAAGAUGUGAAAAGUGUGGUUUACAAAGAGUUUUCCCUUUUUUUUGGAUGUAAAUUUCAGAAUGUAAAGAUAUGUAAAUUAGAUUAAUACACAGACUUAUAUACUGUGUAUAUAUGUUUAUAUACAGUACACUUUAAUUAAUGGCUAGCGCUGUCACAUCUUUGCUGAUAAUACGUGACCAGACCUCUUUUUAAAUGAAGUGCAUGUGUCAUCAGCUUCUUUUUAUACAGUCUUUUUCAACUGGGCAAAUCAUAUCCAAUUCAUCGAGUCGAUUCUUUUUUCAGUGAAUCACAAAUGGCGUUGACACAGAUAUGUUAAGCAGCUUUGCUUUUCCACUAUUAACCCCUGAAAGCCAUGGAAGAAAUGAGAACCUCAUUACCGGCAUUCAGGGAAUUAUCUGGUCAACAAUAUGGGAGAGAACAGUCAUCACAGUCUCCUGCCUGGCUUCUGCCAAAACGUUGCGUUGUAGGUGGAACAGGACAUCACAGAAUCAAUAAUGUUAAGAGUAUCAUGCAGACCUGAGCAGGGAAAGCAACUACAGCUUAUUUAGCAUUAGCAUGGUUUCUCUUUGGCACUUUUCUCUGAACAGUCUUUUGACCAGAAGGUGGAGGUCAAGGAAAAGUCCUGCUGUUGCUUUAAAAAAAAAGAGCUAUGUUGGUCUUGUUUAGUCCCGCGUUGUGGGCUGAGCUUCAUCAGCGUGCUGUAAGAGUGGCUCCAUCUGCUUACUGGGAUCUCAUAGAAAAGACUCUUCAAACUAACUUGCCACCGCUUUGAUUAGCCUUGUUUUCUGGUCCCUUUUAGUCAACGUCUGCUUGAGCAAUGUGAAGUGCACUUUUUGUAAUGGUGGGUACAGCAAAUGUUCAGAUUUUGCUGAAAGUUGAUGGGCCAAUGUUUUUUCCUCUUUUUUUUAAUGUCACAAUUGGAUGUUAAUAGGUGGUUCAUUGUUUUCUUACUUUUUCAUUUGCGGAGAGCCAUUAUUGUCUGUGUCAGACUGAGAAUUGGGCUGUGGGUUGGUGGCCGUUCUUGGCAUGCUUAGGAGCCCGGUAAGGAAUAUGUGCUGUGACAGCUAAUAUCUCUCUCGCACCCCAGUCCAGGGUGCAGUCACCUGUUUCCAAGACAAAACUUUAAAGUCAUUCAGUGUCUCAAAUAAAUCACUCUAUUUUGAUAUCAGAAACCAUGGAGCCUGCGUCUCUUGAAUUGUGUUUUUCUUAGCUCAGGAGUAUUUUGUUAGUCACUCAAAAGACAAUAACAAACUGCCACCAACAAAACCUUACGAAAUAUUUUGGAAAUUUAAUAUAAUAUAAAAUAGAUGUGUGCAAAAAUACAAGAUGGACAACUGGAAAUGCAGUAACUUAUAAAAACCAACAAAAAAAAACCACUAAUUGGCUUAUUACAUUUUGUUGUGCAUUUGAGAACUUAAUGUCAAUAGAGCACAUCUAAUUCAGUGAAUUUUCCAGGAGAAAUAUUUCCUCAAGCACUUAAGGCACUUUUAAAGGUCAGCAAGUUAUUAACCAAAAAAUGUUCAUGUUUGUUUUGUUGACUGACUGCUGUAAGAGACAGUGAAGUAGAUUUGAACUCUUCAGCUGCUGUACUGUCAAUGGGUUUGAAUGUUACACUGUACUGUACUGCAGACAGAUUUAAAAAGCUUAGGAAGGAAUAAAAGGCUUAGAAUCAA
Molecule: messenger RNA, 4601 nt
Organism: Perca flavescens (yellow perch)
Lineage: Eukaryota; Metazoa; Chordata; Actinopteri; Perciformes; Percidae
Gene: tbl1x
Product: transducin beta like 1 X-linked
Exons: 15
Coding region: 569-2110 (513 amino acids)
Biological process (GO): regulation of transcription by RNA polymerase II
Cellular component (GO): histone deacetylase complex
Molecular function (GO): transcription corepressor activity; protein binding
Source: RefSeq, a predicted model, not a curated record